Microplitis mediator is the source of this 2153-nucleotide messenger RNA. RefSeq names its product tyrosine-protein kinase transmembrane receptor Ror2 (gene Nrk). Gene Ontology annotation, molecular function: transmembrane receptor protein tyrosine kinase activity; protein binding; ATP binding. Gene Ontology annotation, cellular component: signaling receptor complex. Gene Ontology annotation, biological process: protein phosphorylation; cell surface receptor protein tyrosine kinase signaling pathway; multicellular organism development. The transcript has 6 exons. The record is from RefSeq and is a predicted model, not a curated record. Lineage: Eukaryota; Metazoa; Arthropoda; Insecta; Hymenoptera; Braconidae. The coding region runs from base 157 to 2118 and encodes 653 amino acids.
UAUCCAAGUAAUUGUUACGAGUGUAAACAAUUAUUAGAGUAGUUUAAAACCAGAAAAUAAUAAUAAUAUAAAACAAUAAAUAUUUUCUAAUAAAGUAAAUAAAUAUAUAUAAAUACAAUAAAUAAAAAUGUGUAUAGUAUAAAUAAAUAGAUAAACAUGAUUUGGUUAAUGUAUUUGAUUAUUGUCAAUUUUUUUUAUUUUAAAUGUUUUGCAACAACACAAUCUCAAGGUUAUUGUGCUAUGUAUACUGGUAAAAUAUGUAAAAAAUAUUUAACUGGAAUAGGUAAAGUUUGGUUUAAUGAUACUACUGAUAAUCCUGGUGGCUGGAUGAAUGAAAAAAUAACAACCGAUUUAUGGGAAGAAUUAAUUUCAACUUUAAAAGAACCAUGUCGUUCUGCUGCUGAGAAAAUGCUGUGUAUGUAUGCAUUCCCACUCUGUCAUAAUUCAGAACGUUUACCUCUUUGUUAUGAAGACUGUAUGGCAAUACGUCAUGAGUUUUGUUUCAAUGAUUGGGCUUUAAUUGAAGACAAUAAACAACGAGGAAUUUAUAUACGUUCUCGUGGGCAUUUUCGUUUACCAGAUUGUGAAAUUUUGCCAAAAUUAGACGAAACAUCAAUUGUCUGCUCUCAUAUACAUCUUACUGAUGUUAAUCAAGAUUUGGUUACCUACGAUUGUGUGAUCGAAAAUGGACGUUAUUAUAUGGGUAAAAUGAAUAAAACUAAAAAUGGUCUUGAUUGUCAGUCAUGGAAUGUACAAGAGCCUCAUAGUCACAAUAAGCCACCAAAUGUAUUUCCUCAAAUUCGUCAUGGAGAAAAUUACUGUCGUAAUGCUGGUGGUGAUGAAAGGAUGCCAUGGUGUUUUACUAUGGAUCCAUCAGUUCGUUGGCAACAUUGUGAUAUACCUAUUUGUGACAAUUCAUCAGAUUUUGUAUGGGAAACAGAACGUAAAAACAUAACUAUGGAAACAGUAUUUACUCCGACAUUUACAAUGGUACUAUCAGCUUUAGGAUUUAUUGUAAUAGUUGGUUCACUAUUGGCAAUAUUUUUAAGUCAAAAAUUAAAAAAACAUCCUAUUGGUUACAAUCCACCAGAAAUAAGAGAUGUCAAUAUUGAUUUAGAUAAACUACCAAGUAACGAUGCUUAUCAUAAAACUGGUGCUCAACUUAAUCCAAAACUCGAAAAGCUUGAAUUCCCACGGAACAAUAUUAUUUAUGUUCGGGAUCUAGGACAGGGAGCAUUUGGCCGAGUAUUCCAAGCUAAAGCACCUGGAUUGAUUCCCAAUGAAGAAUUUACCAAUGUUGCGGUUAAAAUGUUAAAAGAAGAAGCUUCUGAUGAUCUUUUAGUAGAUUUUGAACGUGAAGCUUGUUUAUUAGCAGAGUUUGAUCAUCCAAAUAUCGUUAAAUUGUUGGGUGUUUGUGCUUUAGGGCGACCAAUGUGUUUGCUUUUCGAGUAUAUGGGACGUGGCGAUUUAAAUGAAUUUUUACGUUCAUGUUCACCAGAUUCGUCUGCUGUAAUAAUUAAUUCAAGUAUUAAUUUAAAUAAUCAAAAUAAUAUUUCAACGAAUUUGAAACUUUCUCAUAUGGAUUUAAUAAAUAUUGCACGACAAGUAGCUAAAGGAAUGGUUUAUUUAUCAGACCGUAAAUUUGUUCAUCGUGAUCUUGCAACUCGUAAUUGUUUAAUAAAUAAUGAAAUGAUUGUAAAGAUUGCAGACUUUGGUUUAUCACAAAAAAUUUAUCUACAAGAUUACUACAAAGGUGAUGAUUCAGAUGCCAUACCUGUUAGAUGGAUGCCUUUGGAAAGUAUUUUGUAUAAUAAAUAUACUAUUGAAUCAGAUGUAUGGGCAUUUGCAGUAUGUCUAUGGGAAAUAUUUAGUUUUGCAUUGCAACCAUACUAUGGAAUGACACACGAGGAAGUUGUUAAAUAUAUUAAAGAAGGAAAUGUUUUGGGAUGUCCUGACAAUACACCACAUGAUGUUUAUGAAUUGAUGAAGGCCUGUUGGAAUAGAAAACCCACUGAUAGACCGGCUUUUAGAAAAAUUCAUGAAAAAUUGGAAUUAAUUAAAGCAAGAUUGGAGAAAGACAAUAAAGAGGAUAGUAUUGCGUUACAUAUUAGGGUUUGAUUUUUAUAAUUUUUAAAAUUUAUUUAACACUUAAU